This is a messenger RNA of Rosa chinensis, 1063 nucleotides long. RefSeq lists its product as uncharacterized. The record is from RefSeq and is a predicted model, not a curated record. The coding region runs from base 242 to 742 and encodes 166 amino acids. Lineage: Eukaryota; Viridiplantae; Streptophyta; Magnoliopsida; Rosales; Rosaceae. The transcript has 4 exons.
ACCGUCACAAAGCCACAAACUUACAUGUUUGGUUUCAGCAACUUUACCGAGUCACAUUCAAAAGAACGUAGCCACAAAUUUCCUGCAAGGCUCUAGAACAUAGGCAACUAAACUGCAAUAGCCCUAUUUAUUUUUAUGAGCUAUCCAAGAGUCACUAAUUCGCAGAUUGAAAUAGCCAACCAGAAACAAACAGAACGUCGUUCAUUUAAUCAUUUUGGUCUUCGACCUUUAGAGAGAUCAGAUGUCGGGUCAGUUGUUUCAAGUGGCCGCGACGUUGAAGCCGGCAAUCCCUUUUCACGGCGGCCGGAGAGAUUUCUCCGUCGUGUCCCGGAAUCUGUAUACUCCAUCUCUAUCGAAGUUGCAACUACCAAAUAUCCCAUCCUCCCAAACACAACCCCUGCUUUCUUCUUGUUCUUCCUCUGUAACUUCUCCGUCCGUACAACUCCUCAGAGCACUGCACAUUCGACCCACACCCGAAUUGGGCCUUGCCUCUCUCCUCUUCGUCCUCUUCACGGCUUUUGCUGCACUUUUCUCCCUUGCUAUAUUUUCCAUUCCAACUAUCAAUGCUUUGAGAAAAUUAGCAACUUCAGUGGACAAGCUAUCCCAUGUGGUCUCCCAGGAGGUACCUGGAACUCUGCUUUCUCUGAAACUCUCUGGCAUUGAGGUCAAUGAUUUAACCAAACAGCUUACCAGUAUCAGGAAAAUGAUUUCUGCAACUGGCUGGGGGAAGAAUUCGAAGUGACAGUUCGCUGUUGAUUUGACUCGUAUACAUGUAGGUGUAAAGUUAGUGACUUCACUCCAAGAUGGUGCAAGUGUCCUCUGUAUGAAUAUUUGUAAGUUAUUUCUUUAGUGCCAGGGACUCAAGUUUGAUUUCAACAACAAUGCAACUAGUAUGAAUUAUAAAAAAGUUAGAACUUCAGUUGUGGGGAUCAUGAUUGGAGUGAUAAUGGUUUAUCACUUUAGUGCGGGGGAUACUGAUUUAUAAACCAGUUAGAACUAGUGUAAUUUAUACAGAAUAAAUUGUAUCAAAUGAUUGGGAUAAUCAUGGAAGAUUUUUGUUCAA